Molecule: messenger RNA, 8015 nt
Organism: Linum trigynum
Lineage: Eukaryota; Viridiplantae; Streptophyta; Magnoliopsida; Malpighiales; Linaceae
Source: the annotation of a GenBank genome assembly
AUAAAUACUCUCAAAUUGUUGCUUAAUGGACUUAAUCAAUGUUGGAGAAUCGGAUCAAUAGACUUCAUUAUCAGUGGAGAAUAGUCUCGGGCUUAAUUGGUGAUAUGUAGCCUCCAAAAUCGAAAGAAAAUGACAUUUCGAUAAAAUCGACCAAAAUUUGUGAUGGUACCCCUUUAGAAUCUGUCAAAAAUGGACCCAGAAGAAAUUCUUCCAAAUUAAUUCUUAAUGGACUUAAUCAUCGUUAAAGAAUAACCUCAGGCCGAAUAUGUGAUUUGUGUCCUUCAAAAUCCUAGGAAAUUUGUCUUUCAAAAAAAUCGGCCAAAAACAUACAAAAAUGUUAUCCAAAAAUAAAUUCACACAAAUUGGUGUUUAAUGAAAUUAAUCAUCGAUGGAGAAUUAGAUCAAUAGACUUCAUUAUUGGUGGAGAUUACCCUCGGGCAGAAUUCACGAUCUAUAUAAGUCCCAAAAUCGAAAGAAAAUUUCAUAUCGGAUAAAUAGACCAAAAUAUGUGAUGGUAACUCUUUGGAAUCUGCCAAAAAUGGACCCGUAAGAAAUUUUUCAAAAUCAGUGCUUAUGGACUAUAUCAUCGUUGAAAAAUAGCCUCAGGGAGAAUCCGUGAUUUGUUCAAAAUCUAAGAAAAAUGGCAUUUAAAAAAUCGGCCAAAAAUUUAAGAAAAAUGUCAUCCGAAAAUAAAUUCGCGCAAAUUGAUGCUUAAUAGACUUAAUCAUUGGUGGAUAAUUGGAUCAAUUUAAUUUAUUAUCGGUAGAGAAUAGCCUCGAGUUGAACCGUGAUCUGUAGCAUUCAAAAUUGAAAGAAAAUGGUAUUUCGAAAAAAUAACCCGUAAUUUGUGAUGGUACCCCUUUGUAAUAACAUCCGUGAACAGUAGCCUUCAAAAUCCAAGGUAAAUGUACUUUCGGAAAAGACCGCAAAUUUACGAAAAUAUAUUCGCACAAAUCUGUGUUUCAUGGUACUAAUCAUAGGUGGAGAAUAGGAUCACUAGGCUUCAUUAUCGGUGGUGAAUAAUCUCGGGCUAAAUCCCUGAUCAAAUAGAAAGAAAAUGGAAUUUCAGAAAAAUUGCUCGAAAUCUAUGAUGGUACCCUUUGGAAUCUACCACAAAUGGACCUGGAAGAAAUUCAUCCAAAUUGGUGUUGAAUGGACUUAAUCAUUAUUGAAGAAUACCUCUUAGGUCGAAUCUGUGAUCUAUAGCCUUCUAAAUCCAAAGAAAAUGGUCUUUUGAAAAAAUAUGCUAAUUUUUUUUCUCGAAAAUGUCAUCCGAAAAUAUAUUCCCCCAAAUCUGUGCUUAAAGGACUGAAUAAUCAGUGGAGAAUAGCCUCUGGCUGAAUCAAUGAUAUGCAGCAUCCAAAAUCGAAAGAAAAAAACAUUUUGUGAAAAAUGCACGAAAUCUGUGAUGAUAUCCCUUUGGAAUCCGCCGAAAAUGUACCUGGAAUAAAUUCGCCUAAAUCGUUGUUUAAUGGACUUAAUCAUCGUAGAAGAAUAGCCUCAUGUCGAAUCCGUGAUCUGUAGCCUUCAAAAUCCAAGUAAAAUGUUCGUUCAAAAAACAUCGAUGGAGAAUCGGAUCAAUAGACUUGAUUAUCGGUGGAGAAUAGCCUCGGGUUGAAUUCGCGAUCUAUAAGACCCAAAAUCGAAAGGAAAUUGCAGUUCGAACAAAUCGCCUGAAUCUGUGAUGGUACCCCAUUUGGAAUUUGCCAAAAAUGGACAUGGAAGAAAUUCUCCCAAAUUGGUGCUUGAUAACGAUGUAAUUGCACAUGUUUGCGCCCCUAGUUCUUAUCCGUUUGAGGGGUAUAGUCGUGUGUUUUGGCCUAUUUUACGCCGGGUUGUGCUAUUUUGUCAUAUUUCAGGUCCCAGACGUCAAAGGGAAGGCUAACCACGAGUUUCGAGGCAUUCGGAGGUCAUUUCGUCAAGCUGGGGCCAAAACACGGGCACACCUAAGGCAUUACACGGCCGUGUUCCUGUGGCCGUGCUUUUUAUGCCGAGAGCUGAGCUGAUUACACGGGCAGGGCCGAGACAAAGCACGGCCGUGUUCAAUCAUUACACGGCCGUACCCAACGCGAAGCACUGCCGUGUUUCCUCCCAACUGCUGGCCGUGUAAUUAACCUUGGCCGAGACACGGGCAGGCUCAGGCAAAGCACGGCCGUGCCCUCGACCGUGCUUUGGCCACUGAUGCUUUUAAGCAGAUUUUCAGCCACAAGUCAAGGGGAUUCGAGUUUUAGAGAGAGAGAUCAGUUCCUAGAGAGAGAAAGCGACGAACAAGAGUCUCCAAGUGCCCUAGAUUGAUCUUCAACACCAUUGGAGGCCAGCUUGAGUUUGGAGAAGUGCCGAUCAACAUCCAGAAGCAGGAAGCCAUCCUUCACAGUAUGAAUUCCGCGUCUGAUUCUGCUUUUGCUUUCUUCUCCAUGGAGUAGUUCUCCCAUUCAUCUGGGUAUGGAGAACCCUAGAUUUGUAUGUUAGGCUUUGCUUGUAUGAACCCAAGUACUGAUUCUAUGAUUGAUUAUAUUCGAUUGAGGUUUUAAUGAUUGAAUGACUUGAAUCCUGAUCAAAUUCCUGUUGUUUCUGCUUUAACCUAGAAUGAGAAUAUCUGCCUAGGUUGAUAGAGCAUCUUUGAUUGAAAAUAGGGAGUUGGUGACUUUAGUCGAGGAGCCAACUCACUAUUCUGUACCGGAUUUACUCCGGUAGUGGAGGUUUUGUUCUUAGGGCCUCAAUCUGUCUACUCCGGUGGAGGUUAGUCGCCCGCUAGAGAUUUAGAUUGAGAGGGUCUGAAGACCUUUAGUCGAGACUUCAGGCUGUUUAAGAACCUUCCGCAGUAUAACUUUCAUAGAAACUGAACUUGGUAAUUACAAUCCGGCUUAACUGCAGUCUAGGGGGAACCAUAUCCAGGUGACCUCUCUUAACCUGAAUACAACCGUUUACUUGCUUUGUUAGUUUGUUAGUUUAGACUUGCAUUCCAGUUUCAUUGCUAGAUAACAAGAAUUCACUGAGUAGUCAUCAGAUCUAGGACCCGGGUUGACAUUUAAACCCAAACCCGCUAUACUACGUUUUAGGAAGUGGUUUCACUUGGCCAAUUCCUAGGGUGACAGUAGAGUCGAGUCAAGUUUUUGGCGCAGUUGCCGGGACGGCUAGGUUGUUGAAGAAAAGUGAUUUCUGUUAAUUUAGCCUUUUUCUGUUUGCUUUGUCCCACUUGUGCCUUCACGGGUUUGCUUGCUUGAGAGUGUGCAGGUAGUGCAUGACCCGUAGCCAGUCGGGAGGUUUACUGCCGUUGAAUCCAGAGAUUGACUGCACCUGUCGCCAGCUCAGGAGACAACAGCGAGCUAGACUGGCUACGGAAGAGCGCAUAGACGGCCACGUGAGCAGUGAUUCUGAAGAAGAGCACGGGAUGGAAGGAGAGUACAAUCAACACCAGGGGAAUCCUCAGCAGGCUCCCCCGGUGAAUCAGCACCUGGGGAACAACCCCAUACCCCAGGAUCAUGGAGUUCAUCAUCCAUCGCAGCCGGGACCCACCUUGGAGUACUACUACACUCCUCGGAUUGCUAACAUCCGCCCGGUCAUCCUCUACCCGCCGAUCCCAGCAAACAACUUCGAGAUCAAGCCAUGCUGGAUUCAGCUCAUCACAUCCUCGAUCCAGUUUCAUGGCUUGAAGGAUGAGGAGGCCAGGGUACAUCUGUCCCGUUUUCUGCAGCUGGCAAACGGGUUCAAGCUGAACGGUGUUCCCGAUGAUGCGAUCCGCCUUCAUCUCUUCCCACAUUCUCUGGCGGGGAAUGCUAAGAGGUGGUUGGAGACCCAGCCCCCAUUGUCCAUCACCUCUUGGGACGAUCUGGCGGACAAGUUCGUGCACAGGUAUUAUCCGGCAUCGAAGACUACAGAGAUCCAGCGGGAGAUCACUCACUUCCGCCAAGAGCCAGAUGAGUCACUUCGUGAUGCGUGGGAGCGGUACAUGGGCUAUUUCUGGCAGUGCCCCCAUCAUGGCUUCAGCGAUGCAUUCACAGUGGGGAACUUCUACAGUGCCCUCUCUCCAGAUAGCCAGAGGGUGAUUGAGUCUCUAUGCCCAGGAGGGGAUAUUCUCACUAAGACUCCACCCGAGCUGAACCAGAUGAUUAAUACAUUGGCUACCAGAGAUCAUUCCUGGGGGCAGAGCAGCAGAGGCAGACAUUCCCGGGACCGUGGUGUGCACGCCAUGGAGUCCAGAUCCGGACUCGAGCAGCAGGUAGCUGAGCUGGUGCAGACAUUGAAGCAGCCCAACAGUCUUAUUCCGGGCAGAGGUUUGGCUACACCUCCAGUUUCUCAGUGUCAGUGGUGUGAGAGCUCCAAUCACCUAGUGGAGGACUGCCAGGCUACGAGGGAGUCUACCACACCCCAGGAGCAGUUGGCCUUUAUCGCCAAUGCGCGGCGCCUCCAUCCAUACAGUAACACAUAUAAUGAGGGGUUGCGCCAGCAUCCCAACUUCGCCUGGAGCAGCAACACCACUAAACCACCUGGUUUCCCAGCACCAGCAGGUGGUUUUCAGCAGAGGCAGCCCUUCCAGGCUCGCCAGGGGCCAGACCCACAGCAGCAGCCCUACCAGCCUAGGCAGGGGCAGCCAUUCCAGCAGCCCCAGCGCCAUUUUGCCGAGCCAGUAGCAGCUCCAGCCCCAGAUGACAGGAUGACGAAGCUGGAAAACAUUCUAGCUUCAUUCAUGACGAGCACUCAGGCGACUAUCACGAGGUUGGACCAGAGUGUAGCCUCACUGGAGGCAGGUCAGAGGAACCAGGGUGCCAUUUUGCAGGAUCUGCAGACCCAGGUGGGCAUCUUGGCCCGCCAAAGCACCACCAGGGCACCGGGGACUCUGCCUGCCACCACUGUCCCGAAUCCUCGGGAUCCUCACCAGCUCCAGCAGCUUGAUGCCAUUUUUACCAGGAGCGGUAGGGCCAUAUCUGCUGAUCCUGUUCCGGCCAGACAGGAGGAACCACUACCUGCUUCAGCACUUCCAGUAGACGAUGCAGCAGUGCGGGUGGAGAAGGAAGCCCCUGCUCCCAAGCCACAACCAGUGGUUAAGGAGCAUGUGCCCCAACUUCCCUUCCCCACUCGCCUACACAAGGACAAGCUGGAGACUGAGUUUGCCAAGUUCAUGGCAAUAUUGAAGCAGCUCAACAUCAGCAUACCGUUCGUGGAGGCACUGUCGAAGAUGCCCAAGUAUGCCAAGUUCAUGAAAGAUCUCUGCACCAACAAGAAGAAACUUGGGGAUCUCUCGACAGUGCUGCUGAGCGAGGAGUGUUCUGCUAUCCUGCAGAACAAGCUGCCCGAGAAGCGCAAGGAUCCAGGGAGUUUUACUAUCCCUCUUACUAUUGGCAGCAUGCAUGUAGGAAAGUCCUUGGCGGACCUAGGCGCUAGCAUAAACGUCAUGCCAUAUAAGUUGUAUAAAAAGCUAGACCUAGGUGAACUUAGCCCUACUAGGAUGAGCAUUCAGUUAGCUGAUCGUUCUAUCGUGCAUCCUAGGGGAAUCAUAGAGGAUCUGCUUGUUAGUGUUGGUGCAUUCACAUAUCCUGUUGAUUUUAUUAUUCUUGAUAUACAUGAGGAUGUGGAUGUACCUUUGAUUCUGGGUAGACCAUUUCUUGCCACCGCCAAGGCACUUAUUGAUGUGCAUGAUGGUAAGUUGAUCUUGCGUGCUGGGGAUGAACAGGAUACUUUUUUUGUGACUGAAUUUGAUCACUGUGCUAUGAUUGAUGUCACGCCUGUGCAUGCCAUUUCUGAUCAGGUACACGAGUCUGUCGUGUACCCUUCUGCACCUCCUAUUUUGCAGGACCCUCCUAUCAUUCCUUCGCCGCCACUCCAUCCAGCCACGCCUCCGAACAAAAAGCUCAAGGAGGAGUGGCGGCCGAAGCAGCAGGUUGCUAAGCCUGCACGGAAGAAGAGUGGAGACCACUAUGAGCUAGUCCCACCUCCUGCACCACGACCACCCUGGCCGUCCGGGUACUCACUCGCCUGCAUCUUGCCAGAUGGGCAGGUCGAGCUGACUGAUGAUAGUGGUCGCAUCCGUCGGGUGCAUGGCCACAACCUGAAGCUGUACCUCAAGAGCGACGUGGAUCCGCUCUUGGAGGCACCUGUUCCUGCACCGCCCUGAGUAUCCACCAUGGGCGUCCAGCUAAACGACGGUAAAGAAGCGCUUGUGGGGAGGCAACCCCACCACGGUUUGAUUUUCUUUCUUGUGUUUUGAGUCGGAUUGUAACCCGGUUUGGGUUUGGUUUGUUUUUCUUUUGGUUUGGAUGAUGUUUUAUUGGGCUGACCAUUAGACCUAACAUACUGUGUUGAGCUCUUUGGUUUCCUCUCGCUGUGCGUGUCUUGACUGGUCCCCUCUCCAGUCCGCUUCACUCGACUGGCCUGCUUCCAGUCUCCUGCAGUCCAUGCAUACCGGUAACAUCGUUCCCCUUAUCCUUCCCUCUUCUCCAUUGAGGGCAAUGUCGAUCUUAAGUGUGGGGGGGGGGGGUGUUUAUCUUUUGACUGCAUUAGAUCUGUUUGUGUGCUUGGAGCCUAGUCCACUGUCCAAAUUUUUAAAUUUGAGGGCUCCAAGUACGUGUUUCCUUGCAAUUUCCUGCUCAGUAUGCUUUGAAUUGACAGUCUUUAUAGUAAUAUGCAACCUAGGGAGGUAGUGUAGCACUAUGGAGGAUGUUGAUGCAUUUAAGAAAUCUCAUUUCUUCUUCAUAUUGUGUUGGUUGAUUGAGUGAAUUAGUGAUCUUAGGACCCUUGAAUUGUGUGAUGUUGUGGAUUUUCUACCUGUCAUGGACUCUUGUGUCAUGUUUUGAAAAUAACAGGUGCUCGAAAAUGUGCUUCCAAAUAAACGUCUCCCGUGCGAAUAGGGUGAAAGUGUGUAAGGGGAGGCGGGAAUUCGUUCCCAAUUUCCACCUACUACCUCCAGCCCCCUUACAUGUCUUUCCCCCGCACGAGGCUCGAGACAUCCGCUCCUGGCAUGGCCGGUAAGAGCAGGUUGGGACCCUUGAAAAAGAAAAGAAAAGAAAAAUAUCAGAAAACAAGCAAAACAGGAAAAAAAGGGGGUUCCAACCAUCUUUAACCAGAAAAUAGAGCACCUUGAAAAAUGUGAGUCCAUGGUCUUUUGUUUUUGAGAAUCUCUCCAUCCACAAUUCAUUUGUCCUCUGUUCACUAUUUGCCAUGAUGCCGAUUCGAUACUAGUGCUCUCGCCGAAGAAGCUAUGAGAUGACUUGUGCGUCGGUUGACCUCGUAAGUUGCUAAAUGAUCUAGGAAGUCCUCUACCUACGAUCUGGGUUGUUUGUUGCUAUAGAGGUCUGGAGAGUUGCAUUGGUUUGAGUUUGGUUUGCUUGAGGACAAGCAAACUGUUAAGUGUGGGGGAAUUUGAUAACGAUGUAAUUGCACAUGUUUGCGCCCCUAGUUCUUAUCCGUUUGAGGGGUAUAGUCGUGUGUUUUGGCCUAUUUUACGCCGGGUUGUGCUAUUUUGUCAUAUUUCAGGUCCCAGGCGUCAAAGGGAAGGCUAACCACGAGUUUCGGGGCAUUCGGAGGUCAUUUCGUCAAGCUGGGGCCAAAACACGGGCACACCUAAGGCAUUACACGGCUGUGUUCCUGUGGCCGUGCUUUUUAUGCCGAGAGCUGAGCUGAUUACACGGGCAGGGCCGAGACAAAGCACGGCCGUGUUCAAUCAUUACACGGCCGUAUCCAACGCGAAGCACGGCCGUGUUUCCUCCCAACUGCUGGCCGUGUAAUUUACCUUGGCCGAGACACGGGCAGGCUCAGGCAAAGCACGGCCGUGCCCUCGACCGUGCUUUGGCCACUGAUGCUUUUAAGCAGAUUUUCAGCCACAAGUCAAGGGGAUUCGAGUUUUAGAGAGAGAGAUCAGUUCCUAGAGAGAGAAAGCGACGAACAAGAGUCUCCAAGUGCCCUAGAUUGAUCUUCAACACCAUUGGAGGCCAGCUUGAGCUUGGAGAAGUGCCGAUCAACAUCCAGAAGCAGGAAUCCAUCCUUCACAGUAUGAAUUCCGCGUCUGAUUCUGCUUUUGC